CCCCAGCCCUCUCCCUGCCGCACCGCCACCGCCUCGGCGGAGAGCCGCCCCUCCCACCCGCGCCAUCGGUGCCUCGGCGCUCGCCCAGCUGCCGCCCGCGCGAGGAGGAGGCCCCCUCUCCCCUCAGGGCAAUGUUUUGCACAAGCAACAGGAGCAAAAGCUACUUUCUUGCUAUUAGCCUACUUCUCUAGUGAUGAAUGGCAUGCCAUUGUUCCAUUGCUGCUGAGACCUGGAGUGUGUCAGUAUCUUUGGAGUCCUUGGACCACUAUGGCAACAAGCUACACACCUCCAUUUGAUGACCCCGGGGAGGUGAGGGAGGGUUUUCUAUGCCCCCUUUGUCUGAAGGAUCUGCAAUCGUUUUAUCAGCUUCAGUCUCAUUAUGAAGAAGAACAUUCAAGUGAAGACAAAGAUGUUAAAGGACAACUUAAAAAUCUGGUCCAAAAAGCUAAAAAAGCAAAGAAUAAAUUGUUGAAACGAGAAGAUGACCGAACUGAUGGAGGGCCUCAGGAACGAUAUGAGUCUUACAGCUAUGGUGGAGUGGAUCCGUAUAUGUGGGAGCCCCAAGAAUUAGGUGCUACGAAGAGCCAUCUUUCUGAUUUUAAGAGACACAGAGCAGCCAGAAUUGAUCACUAUGUUGUGGAAGUCAAUAAGUUAAUAAUCAGGUUAGAAAAGCUUACAUCCUUUGACCGAACCAAUACAGAUUCUGCAAAGAUAAGAGGUAGGUGCAAGCAUGUUCGACCUUUGCUAAUUUGGAUUUCAUUAGUGAUGUUCAGUAGAUUUUCUCAUUCUAUUCCAGCAAUAGAGAAGUCUGUUGUGCCUUGGGUUAAUGAUCAGGAUGUGCCAUUUUGUCCGGACUGUGGUAACAAGUUCAGCAUAAGGAACAGACGUCACCACUGCCGCCUUUGUGGGUCUAUCAUGUGCAAGAAAUGCAUGGAACUGGUCAGCCUCCCAUUUGCAAGCAAACUCACCACUGCUAGCAAGGAAGCCUUGGCCUCUCAUACUAGCCCAAACUGCUCACCCAACAGCAUUCAGGGCUCUCGCCGUGGCAGCAUCAGUAGUGUGAGCAGUGUGAGCUCUGUCUUGGAUGAAAAGGAUGACGAUCGCAUCCGCUGUUGUAGACAUUGUAAAGACACACUGCUGAAAAAAGAGCAACAGAUUGAUGAGAAAGAGUACACACCAGACAUCGUGAAACUUUAUGAGAAACUCCGACUUUGCAUGGAAAAGGUUGACCAGAAGGCCCCAGAAUACAUAAAGAUGGCGGAAUCAUUAAAUGUUGGGGAGACAACUUACAGUCUGGAACAUGCUAACAGUCUUAGGAUGGAGGUGCAAAAAAUGUAUGAGUUAAUAGAUGCUCUAAGCAAGAAGAUUUUGACUCUGGGACUGAAUGAAGAACCACAACCUCAUCCCCGAACAUUGCAGCUUCAGAGAAUGAUCAGAUAUUCAGCCACACUUUUUGUUCAGGAAAAAUUGCUUGGUCUGAUGUCAUUACCAACCCAGGAGCAAUAUGAAGAAUUGAAAGAGAAAAGGAAACAAGAACUGGACAGAAAACUUCAGAUGGAGAGACAGGCAACACUUGAAACGCAGAGACGAAUGGAGGAGAAGCACAUGGACUAUGCUUCCAGAUCUUUGGUAGCAUCUAACGGUGAGGUGUCCUGGCCAAAACGGGUUGCAGUAAAGAAAGCUGAAGGUUGGCUGCCCACUGCGAACUUAUCUCGCCAGCAGGAACUCACAGACCCACUUCUGCAGCAGAUUGACAAUAUAACAUCCUUUAUUAAACAAGCCAAAGAAGCAAAUCGUCUCGAUGAGGUCCAGAUGUUGCAGGAAAACCUGCGACAACUUCAGGAUGAAUAUGAUCAACAGCAAACUGACAGAGCCAUUGAGCUUUCUAGAAGGCAAGCCGAGAUGGAGGAGAUGGAGAGAGAACAAUUGCAGAUCCUUUGUGAAAAGGAAUGGGAGAGGGAACAUAAAAAACGAAUGUCUCAACACUCACGGACACGUUCCCUGGAUUUCAGAGAUGUGAAGCACAGUAAGUUAGAGAUUGGGAAGGAGAGCAUAAACCAAAUAGCACAGGCUUUGGACCUUGAUACUACUCAGAAUACAAGUAACCCAGCCUCUAAAGCAUCUUCACCAUGUGGUGGUGACAAGCUCCAAGCGCAAGAGAGCCCAGUCUUUCCUGGGCAAUUUCUAGAGAUCCAAGAGCAUGACAGCGCAAUGGAGCAAAAUAAAAAUGUUCCCAUAAACCCUUUUGAAGAUGAGCCAGUAAUUAGCACUCUAAAGAGGGAACCCAAUAAUCCCUUUGCUGAAGAUUCCUCCACAGUGGCUCCCUUGCCCACCCAAACCUUGCACAGUAAUAAAAAAGAAUAUAACCCAUUUGAAGACGACGAGGAUUGUCAUCAAGCAAAUGGAGUAGCUGUCAGUACUCCGAAUCCCUUUAAAGAUGCUGUUGGAAAUCCAUUUUGUGUGCUCACAGCUCGUCAGGAAUCUGGAAAUCCAUUUGAGGAAAUGUCUUCCUCCACGAAUCCUUUUGAAGAGGAUGAUGAUAAUGAAGUGUCAAGGGAAGACAUCAUAGAAGAGGAGCUACUGCUCCAACAGAUAGAUAAUAUAAAAGCUUAUAUUUUUGAUGCCAAACAUAGCGGGCGGAUGGAUGAGGUUGAGGUGCUGACUGAGAAUUUGAAAGAACUGAAACGCACACUAGCAAAACAGAAGGAGAAAUCCAGCUAGUUGCUGUUUCCAUGCACAUACAACUUUACAGUUCUCUGACUGUCCCAGAGGCAAAGGCGGGCAGGUGGAAUUAAAAUGCAAGAGGGAAUUUUGGGAUUGACUCCAAUUGUCUGCACUUUGGUGUGGGUAUUUCCACUAUUAUUCAGACUUUGCUAAUACUGUCCACACUAUUAUGAUUUUGUAAUAACCUAAAACUGUGUCACAGAACAUUUACAAAUCUAAAAUGUAUCACAACCAGUUUUUAUCACAACCCUAACCUCUUAACAUUGUCAUGCUUCUUGGCAUUCCUUUUAUUUCAGAUGUAAACUCUGUAGGCUAAUACGGAAAUGGAUGCUUUAAGGUGCAGGAAAAUACAAUCCUUCCCUCUGUGUUUGGUUGUUGCAGUAUUGCAGACUGGCCUUCUAAAGCUGGCUUUUCCACUAAUAAGGGAUCCAGAGUGUCUGGUAAAUUCUGUGUCAAGCAUGAAAUAAGAUGGUGCCUUUAGCAAAUGUGUGUAACUGCCAUAUAUGCUAAGGGCAAGUGUUAAAAAGCAGGUUGCUGAGAUGCAGUGUGACCUGCACAGUACCAAGGCCAAUGAUCUGACUGUGCAAUACAAAAGAUAAUAUAAAGGGAUUUUAAAGUAGAUUUGGGUAGAUGUGAUGUUAUAGAAAUAAUAUCUGUUUUAGAAAAUGUAAACCCCAAUGAACUUCUGUUCCCUCCAUCACCUGCCUUUCAGGGCUUUUUUUAUUUUAAUAGCUUUGUCUAGCGAACCUUUGGAACAGCACCUUUUGUUGAGGGCACUGAUUUUUCUUGUUGCUUUCUCUCAAAAGUUGCAAUUCUCAAAAUUCCCUGGCUAGCGGAAAUGCUAUGACUGUUAAAAUGAUAACUGCAGCAUAUGCAUGCAAAGUGUGUGUGGUGGGGGAGAAAGCACCAGUUAUAUACUAUAAGGGAGGAAGUCUGAUUUCAAUGGAAAAGCAAACUGUUAGCCAACUAUGAUCUGAUCAUGUGAAGAUGGCCUUCCCUCAGUUUUUAAACAACACCUAGCUACCUCUCUCAAGGUUUGACACCUGUUUUGAAUAUAAAAUAUACUGUUCCCUUUAUAAAUUCAGAAUGGGAUCAUGGUGUGUGCUCCAGGAGAGCACAAAGCUCAGAUGUUUGGGAGCUGAAUCUACCAGCCAUUGUUGCUGUGUAGUUUCUAUUACUGCUGUGGAGGGUCUGUGCAAGCCCGUACCCUGUCAAACUAGAAGCUGUGAAGCAGCAUAGCUUGGGAUUGGGUGGUUAAUUUUUCCAUAUAAAAAACUGGUUAAUUAUGUCCUUUGGAUAUUUCUUUACUCACUGGAUAUUUCCAGUUCAAAAUAUGAAAUGGAAUUUUUGGGGAAAGUAUAAAAAUAAUUGUAUGUAACUGAAGGGCUAUCAAACAAUUUCUGGUUUCAGUUCUGCUGAAUGAACAUGAUUUGGUCGCAUUUGAUUAUUUUUUUUAAGAAUGAAGAGCAAUUUGAAUGUCACACAUGGGAGCUGACUCCUGAGGAUUAUUAUGGGCUUGUAGAAAUCAAAUUUUGCUUCAUUCAUGAGUGGGGAAAAGGCCCAGCAGUUGGGACCUGAGUUAGCUUUGCUGUGUAAAAAAAUGUAGAUUUUCACACAUUCAAAAGCUUUGGCUUAAAUACUACAAACAGAAACAAGGGAUUAAUCCAGGAGUAGCAAGACACUAAUAGCUGGUUCAGGAUUUCUAAACCUGAACAGUAAUUCCAGGAAAAAGUUGGGAUUCCAGAAAAAAUGUUUACAGAGAUGUAUUGUUACUUGGGGGGUGCUUAAUAUGGUCAAGAGUUAAAGUAGCACUUUACAGAAUCAAUUCUAUAUAUCUUCUUUAUUUGGGGCAUGGCUUUAGGCGAUUUAGAAAAAACCCCAUUCCUUCUAGUUUCCCUUUCAUUUGAUUUUUCUGUCUGCUGGGAGGAAUGUGCUAAUUUACAUAACUAAUUUAAUAUACAUAGUAUUGACUAAAACUGUUUCAGUGGUAGCUUUGGUGGGGCGGGGUAGGAGGAAAAUGAGCUCAGCUUCAAAAUUAAUUUGAUUUACAAAGUAUUGCCUAAAACUAUGUCAGCUUGUUUAAAAAGCACUCAGAAUUGUGUUGAGCCAUCCUGUGGAAACAGACCUGAGGACAGCACUUAGGGCAAGAGUAGUAAGGGCAGAUGACCUAAGAAUUUAAGGUCAUUUUCUUUUUCCUAAUUGGAAAUAACUGGGCUUGGGCUUGCAGAACAGGUGCACCUAACAAAUCUAACAGGACAGGCUAAUAUCGGAUGUGUAGUAAAAUGCAGUAAAUAAAGAAAUUUAUGUAUAUAGCUAAAGUAAGCAAGCACCACAGCUUUUAUGUGACUACCAGCUAAGGAGCAGUGGUUUGUCUAAAACAAAACCAUCUAUAUACUUUAUUCUAGGCAGCAAGACACCAGACUUAACUGGAAUACUUUGUAUAUCCCAGCCAAAAUGAAUGUUUCAGUGGUUGUUUUUUUUACAUUUAAAAUAUGUUUCCUUGUUACAUCAAUUCUGCCUUGUUUUUAGGUACUCUGUAGUCUAAUACUCUUUAAAGACAUAGUAUUGAUGUAUUUUUACUAGUAACUAUGUUGGUUUGUAGCUCCAUGACUGCAAGUCAAUGUGAAAUGUAACUAGCCUUCUUGAUAGGAUGGUGGUAGACUCACAUUUUGACAGCCUUCCAUUUGUACUACUGAAUUUACACUAUGAAACAGAACAAAACCAUGCCAUUGUGAGAAUUAACAUUAAAGACAUCCGUUUAUACACUUGCAUGCACUACUCUUAAUUUGCAAGCUUUGAAGAAAUAAAAUAACAUAUUGGUU
Molecule: messenger RNA, 5546 nt
Organism: Podarcis raffonei (Aeolian wall lizard)
Lineage: Eukaryota; Metazoa; Chordata; Lepidosauria; Squamata; Lacertidae
Gene: RBSN
Product: rabenosyn, RAB effector
Exons: 11
Coding region: 268-2721 (817 amino acids)
Molecular function (GO): metal ion binding
Source: RefSeq, a predicted model, not a curated record